AUGGUAAAUGCGAACGAGUGGCUGAAUAAAAAAAUUCCGACGAAUGAGAGGGGACGAGCAGAAACUCUUAACAUCUACAGCAAAUGUCAAUGCAAGUUUGAAAACAUACUACAAUACGGUCAACCUGCAACAAAUUCCCCUUCAUUUGAACCUUUUGGGGCGGCUCAGCUAGAUCUUAAUGACUUUGUUAAUUUGAAAAAGCUAUUUAUUGAAGGUAUUGAGCAAAACAACCAACAACAAAAGUUAACUAAGUUAAAGGUGGAUAAAUGUAUUCAGUUAACUGACAUUACGAUUAAGCAUACAACUCUUGGUUUUAUAAGUAUUGGUAGUAAACCAAACUUGCAAUACGCUCUUUUCUCUGGUAAUAAGCAAAUUAGUUUUUGUGAUAGAGUAUUUAACUAUCGAGGUGUAUUGAACAAUCAAGGCGAUAAUGUAUUUAACAGUCAAGAAGAAAUAUUAAAAAAACAAGUAGCAAGAUUAACCAGUUUGAUCCAAUCUACUAAAGCUACUAAUCUUAAUAAUUUAAAAUCGGAACUUAAGAAAAUAAAAGAAGAAACCUUUGAAUACCAGUUAAAGAUUAUUAAAAGUCGUUUGAAUGAUGAUUAUCAGUUUUGGUUGGAAAGUUUAGUAGAAGCACAUCAAGAAGUUUUAAAGGUCAACAGCCCUUUUGCUCGUAAACAAUUAGAACAAAGUAAAAAAAAAUUAGCUGAGGUACUAACUGGAGAAGAAAUUCAAGACAUUUUGGGCAAAAAAGUAGAAAUUAAUGAGUUGGAAACUCAAUUAAAUAAUAUCAAAAAAUCUUCUUCGAAAAAAUUGACAGUUAUGAGAAAACGUAGUUAA
Molecule: messenger RNA, 840 nt
Organism: Racocetra fulgida
Lineage: Eukaryota; Fungi; Glomeromycota; Glomeromycetes; Diversisporales; Gigasporaceae
Source: the annotation of a GenBank genome assembly